AAGUUCUAGAAGGAUUCAUCGCUCAGCGUUUAGACAACAUUCAAAAAAAAGCUCAAUUUACUUACAAAAAAAAUCAAAAAGAACUAAUCAAUUUGGAAACUCGCCGCUUCAUUAUCGACAACUAUCGAGAAAUUGCUGAAAUUGCUCGUAACUCUUCUUCUGAUGAAGAAAGAGAAGAAAAAUUAAAGAGCCGUUUUAGUGUCGAAUUAAAAGCUCUACAAGAGAAAAUAGAAACUAUUCAGGAAAAAUCCCUUGGCUCACCUGAAAAAACUAUCAACUCAGAAAAAGAUGCUAUCAAUCGAAUUUUAGACACCCCGGCUAGUUUUCGUCAGUUUACUCCCGAACGAAGAGAAAAAUUACAAAAUGAUGUUGAAAAACUACAAAAGGACAAUGAAGAGCAGCAACUAGUAAUUAAUCAGUUAGAAAAAAGAAAAGAGAUAUUGAUACAAGAACUACAAGAACUAAAAAAUAAUUACUCACAUGAUAAAAGACGAACGGAGAAAACUAUUGAAAAAUGUUCUCUUCACCAAAAUCAGUUAGUUGAGCAUAAGGCUAUUUCUCACGCUUGUGGCAUUAGUUGUCCGCAAUUACGAGAACUCCAAAAAGCAAUUAGAGAGUGUAAUAAUUGUCAAGAAAGGGAUCUUGAACCCGAACCAACUGAAGAUGUAGAAAUUAUUAUUAAACGAGAGGAUAAAAAUGGAAGAAGUGAAUUGAAAAAGCACAAAGAAAGCCAUCCAUGUGGAAUAACAUGUGAAAAAGCCAGACAAAUUCAAAAAGAAAUCAAAGAAUGCGACACUUGUCAAAACUCCGAACUAUUUAUUAAACAAAUUAGAAAACAAAUAAAAUGUAAACAAGUAGUAGAUUUAUUAAAGAUUAAAAAAGAAGAAAAUAAGGAAAAUCUUCUCUUGUUUUUAAUUAAGAAAGAUAAUAAUUGUGAGAAAAAGGUUUUAACUGCAACCAAGACUCAAAUUAGUUCCGAUAGUAAAUUAAAAAAGACAAUUUAUUGUAAAAAGCAUUGGUUAGAACUAGAAAGGUUGGAAAAACAUAAAACCAAAGCCGAAAAAGAGGUGCGCGAAGAAAAAGAAAUAAUGGAAGAAAGAAUAAUAAAAUCUACUCUGUCGCACGAAAGCAAAACCGAAAUAUUGAAAGAUCUCAAAAUAAUCAGUGGGUCAAAGAAUAAAGAAAUAAUGAAAAAAAUUGCUAACUCGCCAGUUGAUUUGACCAUCAGUGAAGUGGCGGUUCAAGAGCAAAUUCAAGACCUCAAACAAAAAGGAACUAAUUAUCAGAAAAAAUCAGUCGCAUACAAAACCCAACACGAGAAAAUAGCAACUUUUAAAAAGAACAAA
Paraglomus occultum is the source of this 1346-nucleotide messenger RNA. The record is from the annotation of a GenBank genome assembly. NCBI's taxonomy places the organism in Eukaryota, Fungi, Glomeromycota, Glomeromycetes, Paraglomerales, Paraglomeraceae.